AAGGAAAAAGGAAAUGCCUUUGGCCGAACUCGGGAUUAAACUUCGCACAUGGUGGUUGCGGGUGGCUGGGUGUGAAAUCGACCUCUCCAUGUGACAGGAGAGAUCUCAAGUUAGACGGGUCGGAACUAGGGGAUCCCGACCUGCAAGGUUGCCUUCGGGGUGGUUUAACUCCUGACAGCGAGAGGUCGGUGCGCCUAGGCGGUACUCGCGAGGCUCCAGGGCUUUUGAAAAUGUAGGAGGUAAGGCGUCGGUCCGAAGUCAGUGGAUGGGGGAAACAGUGGUGUCAUUUUAGACUUAGCGGAAGUGGAGCGCUUGAAAGCUUCAUGCAGUUCUCCCAUCAGUUGUGAAAGUGUCGUUAUACUGCGGAUCUCGCAGCUGGUGUGGCUCUGGGAUCAGAAGGUCAUGAAACGAGUGCGCACCGAGCAGAUUCAGAUGGCAGUGUCCUGCUACCUCAAACGCCGGCAGUACGUGGACUCCGACGGUCCCCUGAAGCAAGGACUGCGGCUGUCACAGACUGCUGAGGAGAUGGCAGCCAACCUCACAGUCCAAUCAGAAUCCGGUUGUGCCAACAUAGUGUCUGCAGCCCCUUGCCAGGCAGAGCCCCAGCAGUAUGAAGUACAGUUUGGACGACUACGGAAUUUUCUCACUGAUUCUGAUUCCCAGCAUAGCCACGAAGUGAUGCCUCUCCUCUAUCCUCUCUUUGUCUACCUCCAUCUCAACCUGGUCCAGAAUAGUCCGAAGAGCACAGUGGAAAGUUUUUACAGCCGCUUCCAUGGAAUGUUUCUGCAGAACGCUAGCCAGAAGGAUGUCAUUGAGCAGCUACAGACCACUCAAACCAUCCAGGACAUCCUGUCUAACUUCAAGCUUCGAGCAUUCCUAGAUAACAAGUACGUGGUCCGUCUCCAGGAAGACAGCUACGACUACCUUAUCCGCUACCUCCAAAGUGACAACAACACCGCCCUGUGCAAAGUCCUCACCUUACAUAUCCAUCUUGACGUGCAGCCCGCCAAGAGAACAGAUUACCAGCUCUACGCCAGCGGCAGCUCCUCUCGGAGUGAGAGCAGUGGCCUCGAGCCCACUGACAUGCCUGCCCCUAUUCUGCAGAACGAGGCUGCCCUGGAGGUCUUGCAGGAGAGCAUUAAGCGCGUCAAAGAUGGCCCUCCCUCCCUCACCACCAUCUGUUUCUAUGCCUUCUAUAACACAGAGCAGCUGUUGAACACUGCAGAAAUCUCCCCAGAUAGCAAGCUGCUUGCUGCGGGGUUUGACAACUCCUGUAUAAAACUGUGGAGUUUACGAUCCAAGAAGUUAAAAUCAGAACCCCAUCCAGUAGACGUGUCCCGCAUCCACUUGGCUUGUGACAUUCUGGAGGAGGAGGAUGAUGAGGAUGACAAUGCGGGCACAGAGAUGAAGAUCCUCCGGGGACACUGUGGACCAGUAUACAGCACAAGGUUCCUUGCAGACAGCUCAGGGUUGCUCUCUUGUUCUGAAGACAUGUCCAUUAGGUACUGGGACCUCAGCAGUUUCACCAACACUGUGUUGUACCAAGGACAUGCCUACCCUGUGUGGGACCUGGACAUUAGCCCAUAUAGCCUGUACUUUGCCAGCGGGUCCCAUGACCGCACCGCAAGGUUGUGGUCAUUUGAUCGGACGUACCCGCUGAGAAUAUAUGCCGGACACCUGGCAGAUGUGGACUGUGUCAAAUUCCACCCUAAUUCAAACUACUUAGCCACGGGCUCGACCGACAAGACUGUCCGGCUGUGGAGCGCUCAACAGGGCAACUCAGUGAGGCUCUUCACGGGCCACCGCGGCCCCGUGCUCUCUCUUGCCUUCUCUCCUAACGGUAAGUACUUGGCAUCAGCUGGCGAGGACCAGCGGCUGAAGCUAUGGGACUUGGCCUCUGGGACCCUUUAUAAAGAACUGAGGGGCCACACGGACAAUAUCACCAGCCUCACCUUCAGCCCGGACAGCAGCCUGAUCGCGUCCGCGUCCAUGGACAACUCCGUGCGCGUCUGGGACAUCAGGAACACGCACUGCAGUGCACCUGCCGACGGCUCCUCGGGCGAACUCGUGGGCGUGUACACCGGGCAGAUGAGCAACGUGCUGAGCGUGCAGUUCAUGGCCUGCAACCUCCUUCUAGUGACUGGAAUCACACAAGAAAAUCAGGAACAUUAAAUUUUUUUUUUUUUUUUAAUCUUUGUCGUAAGGGACUGGGGCAGUCAUGGAAAGCCUCCAGGCUGCCAGUCUUAGGACACAUCGAGAUCGAAUCACUGACUGACUGUGAAAGACUCCCUGCUUCUUCCUCUGACCCCUGCUCCCCCCACCCCCCACCUCCAUCCCAUGCAGACAUCCUGAGCUCGUCACCCCUUCACUCGCUGCCCUCCCCCAUAAUGUCGAAGGACCGGAGGGGGAAGGUGCUGUGAUUGGACAUGAGAUGGAGAAGGAAGAGGCUCCAGAGGUCAGAUUGUGAGUUCCCACAAAGAUCCCGCUCGUGUCCUUGUGUGAGCACCUUCGUGUCUCUGUCUCAUUUUCCCGCGCGUAAGAGAUGCUGCUUACCUCGCCGCCGGGUGCUGCAUUUGGGUCCCAGGAUGGUCAUGGGGCACCCUUAGGAGGAGCGGUGCCACCUGCUCACGGCUGCUCCGUCGGCGGGUGCGGGGUGGAUCUUUACCGGUGCAGGAAGGCGGGGCUGGGAACUAGGACCGGGGGCAGGGAUCAUCCUGGCAAAAAGUCUCUCCUUUUCCAUAAUUACAGAGAACCAGGAUUUUUUAUUAUUAUAAUUAUAAUUAUUAUUAUUAUUGAGAAGAGGAAACCUAGCACUGGCAGAGGGGCCUUCUCUGCUCUCAUCUUUCAGGUUUUACUCCUGGCACUGGCUGUGAUACUUGGAAUCUUGAGGUUCAGGGAAUUCAGAGAAUUGGGUAGCACAGUGUUUGGGGAGAAAGGGAAACUUUCUGGGUGAUGGAUGGAUCACUCCGGCUGACAUGUCUAGAAGUGGGGCGGGCGGGGGGAGGGUUGGUUUGAGAAAGUCCUGGGCUCCCGCAGUGAUGGUGGGAGAGGAAGAGGUUCCUCACGGCUGCACUUGUAUGAACAGUUCUCUCCCCCCAAAAGGACAGAUGGUAGUAAAGAAAUGAAAAGGAUUGGAAGUGAUAAGUCAAAAGAUAGAAUUAGAAGAUGUGAAAUUUCCAAAUGCCCAUUUAUUUGGAGGUGUGAGGCUCUCAACGUCUUUUCCUCCUGCCAUCAUUGGCUCCCACCUCCUGCAUUGCAAUAGCGGUUUAACGAACACUUUGUGAAACAAAUCGUAAGUACAUACGCACGCAUCCAAAACUGUGCUUUGAGGAUAAAGCGAGUUCAAAUUCGUGGAAAAAAGGAUUAAAUAUUUCUGUUUUCUGAAAAGAGUUAUUUUGUAUUUUGUUUUCUAUUAAAAUGUAUUUAGUUUCCAAAAAAAGAAAAAAAAAGUGUUGUCAUCUCAUUUAAACCAUGAGGACAGGCGGGUGUGUGGCCUCUCCUGGGUGAUGUGCCCCCCACCUCUCUUGGGGAUAAUAGCCAAUCAUGUCGGCCAAACUGGCCCCAACUCAGGGGCACUCCCACCUGUUCCUGUGUUCUGUUCGGCUUACUUUGAUUCCUCUUGGCAUUCACAGGAAUUAUUGGUAACAUUUACUACUGUUUAUAUAUCCAAGAUUGGCAGUUGCCAACAGGAGACAACAUAUAUUUUACCAUCUAGACUAAUUUGGCAAGAUCCCACUUCUGGUUUUCUUUAAUGAUCCCCAUUAUAAAAUUUCUAAGGGGCUUAAGAACUCUGCUAUAUAAUUAACUUAAACUUUUUCUCAAACAAUUCCAGAUAAAAGACUCGUUCAAAAAUUUAAAUGAUGCCAGAAUUUUUUUAAUGUACUAUGAAACAAAAUUUCCUGGCAAGAACACCAAGGAUUAUGAGGAAAUUAAAGGAAGACUCUAGAAUUCUAUGCCAAAAAAAAAAAAAAAAAACUCAGUUGAGCCUUAGAUACUGAUUAAUAGGAAAUGUUUCUCAUUCAUAAAAACUGAUGUAUUUGAAAUAUUGUAAGAAGGAUCCGUUAGUUCCUCAGCCAGCUUUCCCUUCCACGUAGUGUGCAGGGAAGAAGCCCAGAUAGAAUUCAAAUGUGUUCUUAUCUACAAUAAGUGAACUCUUAGGUUAAAUUGUCUGGUAUAUUGCUAGAACCAAUAAAAUCCCUAAAUUGGGCCUAAUCAUUCUCAGAAGUGAAAAUACCACUGAAUCCUGGAUGAUUUGGAAAGGCUUUGUGUUUGUUUUUUAAUGCAAAAAUUUUUUUAAUUGAACACAAAAAUGUAUUAGGUUGCUCAGUCUUCAAAUGAUUGAUCAUGUAUAUACUUUGUCAUUUGAAUUCAGCCUCUUAAUGUUCUGCAUCUUUGGCCUCUUUUGUUGAACUAACUUUAGUGUGGGAUAAUUUAACUUUAUAGAAUGCCCCUCACAACGCUCCCAGAAUCUUAGAACUAUCAUAAGGGGUAAAUAUGUAUGUUUAUGGCCACAAGGAUGCAUAAGAACAUGCUCUUCAGGUUGCUGUCUUGCAUUUUAUUUCCUCUUCAGAGCAAGUCUGUUAGGCGGAUAGGGCUGGUGAUACUACCAUUUUGUAGAUGAAAUAGCCAAAGCCCAGAGAAGCUCUAUUAUCUAUACACAACGUGGAACGGUCCCAUAGCUUGGAUGUGUUACGUAGAAGUUCUGUAUUCAGUAUCCUCAAGUUCAAGCUGGAGGAUACAGCCCUGAUGACAGAAAAACCUUUUUUUAUUUUUUAUUUUUUUAAAGAUUUUAUUUAUUUAUUUAUUUGACAGAGUUUGAGUGCAAGUAGGGGGAGCGGCAGGCAGAGGGAGAGAGAAGCAGACUCCACGCUGAGCAGGGAGCCUGAUGCAGGGCUCGAUCCCAGGACUCUGGGAUCAUGACCUGAGCCAAAGGCAGACACUUAACUAUGAAACCACCCAGGCGCUCCAGAAAAACCUUUUUUGCUGGGGGGUGGAGGGAACAACAACCUCCAAAAAGGAAAUAUGAAUAUAUAACAUAUAUAUAUGUAUGUUAUUUUCAUAAAGCUCAUGGAAUGAUUUCUGGUAGAUAGUGCUAUCUAUCUACCAGAGAGCCUCCCCAAAGAAUUAGUAAUUCUGGUAGAUAGUGCUAUCUACCAGAAAUCAUUCCAUGAGCUUUAUGAAAAUUAACUUUUUAUCUCCAUAACAACCCAGUGAGAUAAAUGCCAUUUUUGUCUGCAUCUUGAAGACAAGGAUUCUAAGCCCUGUUGGAGUAAGUCACUUUGCCAGAGGGUCACAGAGCUCGUAAACAAUGAAGCCAGAAUCUACAUCUGGGAAGUGUGGCUCCAGAGUUCAUGCCCUUUCCCAGGCUCUUGUCUCCCCUCGUUCCCACAGUACCAGGUAAAGAGUGGCCUGAGGUUACUAGUAGCUAAAUGUUCCUGGCAAUAGUUAUGACUCACGCUUCCCUUUGCCAGGUAAAUCAGCAGCAUCUAGCAGGAUCAGAAACUGGCAGUGAGAACAAACUUAAACAAUAUAUGAUUAAAAGAAACUUGAAAAUAUUCAAUUAUUAUGAACCACAAUGAUAAAUCUCUGCAAUGUAUAUACGGUGCAGGGGGAAAAAAAGCAAAAACAAAAACAAAACAGAAAAAACAAACCUCUUGAAAUUCCGUAGGCUGAUAGGCUCAGAAAAACCUGACUGUAAUUUCAACGUAGCAGUACGCUGGCCAAAAGAAAGAGAACGUUGAAACAAAGGAAAGUAAGAAAUAGAAAUGAAAUGAGAAUCAAUUUGAAAUUUUUUUAUAUAUUCAAGAUCCAGCUUCUAAGGAUAGCUGUGAUUACUAGCUUUUCAUUUGUUUUAUUCAUAUAUUAAAAAUGUCUUGGUUGUAUUAAAAAAAUCCAUUGAAUAUGUAGGCUUCUAAUUUUGCUAUUACCCAGAUUGGUAUUUAAAUAUAUGGAUUAAAAGGUUAGUCUGUA
This is a messenger RNA of Mustela lutreola (European mink), 5970 nucleotides long. RefSeq names its product TATA-box binding protein associated factor 5 like (gene TAF5L). NCBI's taxonomy places the organism in Eukaryota, Metazoa, Chordata, Mammalia, Carnivora, Mustelidae. Gene Ontology annotation, molecular function: protein binding; transcription coactivator activity. Bases 403 to 2172 code for a protein of 589 amino acids. The transcript is spliced from 5 exons. The record is from RefSeq and is a predicted model, not a curated record. Gene Ontology annotation, biological process: regulation of DNA-templated transcription. Gene Ontology annotation, cellular component: histone acetyltransferase complex; nuclear protein-containing complex.